Molecule: messenger RNA, 3361 nt
Organism: Brassica rapa (field mustard)
Lineage: Eukaryota; Viridiplantae; Streptophyta; Magnoliopsida; Brassicales; Brassicaceae
Product: TSA1-like protein
Source: RefSeq, a predicted model, not a curated record
AUAAAAUGAAAAAUUAACUGAAAGCUAAAAUAAAAUUAUGUUACAGCAGGCUGCCUUUAUCAGAUUUCAUCAUUCAUUGUACAUCUGAACUUUUCUUUCAUACUUAAUAACUAAACUAGUAUAAGACUAGAUCCCAAAAGAAAAGUGUUUGAUGGCUUUAACAAAAAAGUGUUCGAAGUAAGAAAAGAAAAGUGUUGAUUAUUAAUAUUGGCUCUUGUAGGGUUAGAUUAAUAUGGUAGAUGAAGAGGGAGUGUUUAUUGGACUUGCAGAUUCGUUAAGGAGUAUUAUAUGAACUAAGAAAUGUGGAUUGGUAAAAAGCACAAUAUAAAUUAUAGUCGACUUCGUUGUCAAAAAAAAAAAAAUUAUAGUCGACGUCCUUGAGAUCUGAAAGUCCGAUUUUGAAUUUAAUGCUCUCGUUAAGAAAUACUCCAUAAUAAGUUUUUAAAUGUCUCAUGUUCCACGCUAGUAUUAUCUUAUGCUAGUACAGAUUCCUCCGCCAAUGAGUGUAAUAUAAUUAUAAAACACUGAUUGGCAGCAAUAGUAUAUCUGAAAGAUACGAGUUGGUAGUUAUGACCAACGCAUUAUUGAUCUGAAUCAGCAAAGAAGGUUCGCAAUAAGUGGACAAGCUUCUUUUUUUUUUUUUUUUUUUUUUGUAAAAAGAUAAACGUAGACAAGAUUAGAGGCAAAAAGGUUCGCAAUAAGUCAGUUUUCUUUUUGGUAAGCAAGUAAGUGGAAACUAUAUAAAAAGAAAGCCACGUGAAUUUCUAUUAUUAAACAAAAAAACCACGUUGAGUUCUGAGUGUUUUAAUUGAAGUCCUCUUAUGUGUUUCCUCUCAAGCUUCAGAGACACUGUCAUUUGACAUCUUGUGAUAACAUUCUACGCCAUGGGAACCAAGUUCUUAGCUCUGUGUUUGUCUCUGUGUCUCAUCAUCUCAAGCUUUUAUAAAGUUUCUUGCCAGGAUGAAGGAACUACAGGUUUGAAUUUAGAUCUGAUUGAGCGUGAAUAUCAAGCUUCUCUCCAAGGCAACGAAGGAGUUGACCAGAUCAGUGGUCAGAAAAACAGUACAGUGACUGAUAACAACACAAUCUCUCUGUCUCUAUCAGAAGAAUCUGUGGAAACUACUAAAGAUUCUGCUGAUACCUCGUCUCAGUUAGGACCUGUUACUGAUGAAGUCGUUACACCUUCGAGUAUGUUGGACCAUAUCGAACUUGAGUUCCAAGCACAAAUUAAUGAACUUAAACAAGCUGGAUCUGAUGGUAUCAACAAAAUUGAUGAAUCUAAGGAUGAUCAAGAACUAGCUGCUCAUAGGAAGAAAAUGUUGGAAGAGAUUGAACGCGAAUUUGAAGCUGCUGCAGCUGGAUUUGAACAAUUCAAGAUUGAUGAUUCCACUCAAGGAGAAGAUGACGAACAAUCUGCAAUGAGAAAAAGCAUGCUGGAAGAGAUUGAACGCGAUUUUGAAGCUGCUACAAAAGGUCUUGAACAACUAAAGGCUGAUGAUCUAACCGGAGUCAACUACGCAGAACACGCUGCAAAGAGACAGAAGAUGUUGGAAGAGAUUGAAAGAGAGUUUGAAGACCUGUUUUUAAAUCUGCUUGUAGAAGCUACAAAAGGUCUUGAAGAACUAAGACAUUCAACCUCAAGCACAGAUGAUGAAUCUCACUCUGCAAGGAGACAAAGUAUGCUAGAUGAGAUCGAACGUGAGUUUGAAGCUGCUACAAGUGGUCUUAAACAGCUUAAGAUUAAUGCUUACACUGUCGAAGAUAAUGACAAAGAACAAGCUGCCAGGAGACAAAGUAUGCUAGAUGCAAUUGAGCGUGAGUUCGAAGCCGUUACAGAAAGUUUUAAGCAGAUUGAUGAUCUUGCUGAUAGCAAAGAUGAGGAAGACCAAUCUGCAAAGAGACAAAGUAUGUUGGAUGAGAUUGAACGUGAAUUUGAAGCUGCUACAAGUAGUCUUAAGCAACUAAACCUUGAUGAUUUCACUGAAGGAGAUGACAGUGAACAAAAUGCAAGGAGAAAUAGCAUGCUUGAAGCUAUCGAACGCGAGUUUGAAGAUGCUACAAAAGGUCUUGAAGAGCUAAAGGCUAGUGAUUCAACCCACGACAAUGAUGAUGAUGAACACACUGCAAGGAGAAAGAGUAUGCUUGAUGCUAUUGAACGCGAGUUUGAAGCUGCCACAAGAGGCCUUGCAGAGAUCAAGAAUCAUGAAGAACAAGCUGAAACUCAGAGAAACAGUAUGUUGGAAGAAAUCGAACGCGAAUUUGAAGCAGCUGCAGCAAGUGCAAAGGCUGCUGAAAAAGACUCAGCUGCAAAGAAGCCACCAACCAUAAGUACAGUGCAGAAAACUUAUGGCGGAUUCAAUGGUGGGUUUGACAGUCUUCUAAAGCCAUCAGAUGGUGUCUGUGGUUGUUUCAACAAAGACAAAGAUGGUCUUAAGGCAGACACAGAUUCUUCCAUUAACCUAGCAGAGAUACUCGCUGAAAAAUCAAAAUCCCAGGACUCAGAGACCUCUAGCCUCACCACAUCACUGACCAAUCUUGUUCACACCCAUAGAAAAGAAACAACCUCGAAGGUAAGCACAGUCCUUGGCUCAUCAGUUACUUCCACCACAAGCGAAUCAUCCGCUACAUCAGAAACCCUAGAGAGCUUAAAGCAAACCCUAAAGAAGCUACGCGGUCUAACCGCACGUGACCUAGUACACCACCCGAACUUCGACGAGAUUAUAGAAGCCGGUACGCGUUACGAGGUACUCAGCUCAGCUUCCAUUGGUUACAUCUCUUUACUAGCCAAAUACAAAACCGUCAUUAAAGAAGGACUCGAGGCUUCUCAGAGAGUCCACCUCGCUCGAACCCGCGCCAAAAUUCUCAAAGAAACCGCCGUGGAGAAGCAGAGAGCCGUGGACGCGGAGUUCGCGCUCGCUAAGAGUCUUGCUCAGGGAGGAGACGCGCUGUCCAUCAAAAUCUUCGCCAUCAAGAAACUGUUGGUUAAGCUUGAAGCGGAGAAAGUGAGUGUUGAUCUGAAGUUUAAGUCUACGGAGAGUAAUCUGGGGCGGCUUCUUAAGGAGGCUUCUCAGGCUUAUGAAGAGUAUCAUGCGGCUGUGCGUAAGGCAAAGGACGAGCAAGCUGCUGAGGAGUUCGCUCUUGAGACGACUAAGAGAGCAGAACAUAUUUGGGUUGAGUUUCUUAGUUCACUUAACUGAACUAGUGAGAUUCUUGCUUGUGCUUAAAGCAUAGUUGUGGUUCUUGUCUUGUUUUAAUUGGUGUUGUUUUGUUACAGACUUUGUUUGUUGGUUAUAUCAGGAGAAAGAGGUUGAACACAAAUCAUGUAUUAGUCUUCUAAUAAAAUAGUUCUACUUCAUUCUUA